Gadus macrocephalus (Pacific cod) is the source of this 2739-nucleotide messenger RNA. RefSeq lists its product as uncharacterized. The record is from RefSeq and is a predicted model, not a curated record. The transcript is spliced from 3 exons. Lineage: Eukaryota; Metazoa; Chordata; Actinopteri; Gadiformes; Gadidae. Bases 814 to 2739 code for a protein of 641 amino acids.
ACCUGCUGAGCACAUCACAUGUACAUUAUAAAUAUAGCUAACUCCCACCCUAGCUUGAGGAGCACAACACAUGGCUGUCACGUUACAAUAUAGUCCAUUUUUAACACAUAACACACACAUGAGAACAUAGUCAGGUGAAGGCCAGAACCAAGGCCCCAUCUCUCCUCCCGGCAAAUGGUAAACACUCAGACAAUGCACCGUUUCAUCCUCAGAACGGGAGGGCCACAAGCAGGAGACUCUGUGAGACUCUCCCCCGUCAGGAGGAACACAAGAAGAUAUACAUGCAUACACUAGAGCCUGGGAGGCAAGGUCAACCAAAGACACACAGAACCAUACACAUCUUAAACGCACACACCUCAUCGAGAGGAAGAUACAGCAUAAGAGUGUAUCACACAGGAACUCAUUCCUUCUUCUGCAGCAGACCUUCCACGGAGGCGAAGCUCUGGACGAACCAUCAGCGCUGAUUAGGGACUUAGACAUAUUCGAUUUCUCACGCUUUAUGACUCUGUAUAACCGUUGCCACUUUACUUAAUAAAUCCAAGGUCCUCGUGCCGAUAGACUUUAUUACCUCUCCGUCUCAUUUUAUCUGGUCCAGUAGCUAGACAGACCGUUUUUCCCAACAAUUUGGUGACCUCCGACGUGAAUUUUUUCUGAAUUGAACACGCAACUGGGAAACGAGAGACGGAGAGCGGCACGACCUCGGGACCCCGGAGCACCGGACCGGUUCCUGCAGUCUCACCUCGGGCCCAACAAAAGGAAGGAGCGGCGCCCGCUGGCACCAUCUGUCUACCACCCGCAAGGCCGACAACCCGCAUGACCGCACCCUGGCUACCGUUCAACGCGACCUCGCACGGCUGCACCAUGAGACCACCACUGACGCCACAGGAGGCCCGGACCAAUAGACGUUGCAUCAUCGGCAUGGUAGGAAUAACCGGGGCCAUGAUGGGUUUCUUCAUCCUGUGGGGAAUGGACUUCCAUACAGCCAUCCCGGGGAGGUCCUCCACCAUCACGCCCCCGUCUACGACGAUACAACCCUCAUCGGGACCCCCAACCCAGGGUCCACACCGCCGCAAGAGACAGACACCCCUGCAAGCCGCCAAGUCCCCCGGCGACCCCUGCCUCAACAAAUACGGUGGGCUAUCCCUAACCUAUACUUAUGGUUCCAGCGCCGCCUAUACCUUCCUCCUAUGCGACGUCGUUCCGUGCGUAGGCGGACCCGCAGCCUGGGAGAAGUACGAUGCAUACAUCUGCGAUGCUCCCAAGGGCUCCUUCACGGGAGUCCAGGGCAACGGGGUAAUGACGUCCCCGGACAACAGCCAGAGCUGGUGUCGAGGAUGGGGAAAUGUACUAUGGAUGACGGGGAGGCACCAGGGGUACUAUGUGACUAACCGCUCUCAGACUCUCCCCAGGCCGGUCGUAACGGCCGCACUACAGGCGAACGGCUUCCUCUCGGGAGGCAACGGCAGAAUCACCCUUACCCUCAGGAACAUUACCAGCAACCCGUACCAAGGCUGGGGCAAACCCACGCUAGGGUCGACCCGGGCGUGCGGGGUAAAUACGGACUCUGCCUAUCUCGUGUUCGGGGUAUCCCAGUCCGGCCCGGACACGACGGCGUUGUUGAAAAUAAAUUUCAGAAAGGCCCCCACCACACCCACCGCACCAGCCUCCAGGGCCAACGCGACAACUCCUAAACCCCCGGUCCGACCCAUAAUGACUCGCGACGGCCCGGUUACGAUUUUUGAUUUAGAUUCCGUGGGGCGGCUCCCCACCCACGAUUCCAUCGCGCUCGCGACCGGCUACGCAGACGAUAAUGCAUGGCUUAGCUGGAUUGCUGCUACUGUCCGAUUCCAGGGGCUGUCCGACUGCGUAGCCUGUGCGUCAGCUCGCCCCCAUCUAAUCUCGACCCCAGUACUGUUCGACUUUACCAGUGACCCCAUCGGUUCUCACUGCAUGUUAGCUCUGUUUGUUACCCCCAAACCGGCCGGCUGCGGCCUCCUUAGCUCUCUGUUUCCGCCCGGCCUUAACGACUCGAUUCCCCCGGUGUACUCCCCUGGGGAGUACACCCACUCUUGCAUCACCAGGGUCGGUGCGGUAAAUGUUGGGGCGGUACCACCGUCGUGGUGCCACUCCAUCACGAACGUUACGCUUUGGCCCAACAUGACCGAACCGGGCCUGGGACGCCAAGACCUAUUCUGGUCCUGUGACAAAUUCACCCUUAGACUUACACUCCCGGCACAAUGGUCCGGAACCUGCAUUAUAGUGCGCCUACUUAUGCCCGUCACGCUCUUUACCCGGGGUUCGACCGGGCCCGACCAAACUACCUCUCGACACCGCCGCGACACCGCUCUCACCGACCACUUUGACCUAACCAAGAACACCCCCACGUACAUGGAUAGCAUAGGCAUUCCCCGGGGCGUUCCAAACCAGUUUAAGUUAGCAGACCAGAUAGCCGCGGGUUUCGAGAACAUACCCCUUAUCUCUGCCAUAAUUCCAAUCACCCCCAACAAAAACGUAGAUCGCAUUAAUUACAUUCACUACAACGUCCAGCGCCUAUCCAACCUGACUCGCGACGCGGUAGAAGGCUUGGCCUCACAACUGGCCGCCACCUCUCUAAUGGCGUAUCAAAACCGUCUAGCCCUGGACAUGUUGUUGGCCGAGAAAGGGGGGGUCUGUUCGAUGUUUGGGGCUCAAUGCUGCACCUUCAUUCCCAACAACACGGCCCCUGACGGGUACCUGUAA